Molecule: messenger RNA, 1620 nt
Organism: Laccaria bicolor S238N-H82
Lineage: Eukaryota; Fungi; Basidiomycota; Agaricomycetes; Agaricales; Hydnangiaceae
Exons: 11
Coding region: 1-1620 (539 amino acids)
Biological process (GO): DNA-templated transcription
Cellular component (GO): RNA polymerase III complex
Molecular function (GO): single-stranded DNA binding
Source: RefSeq, a predicted model, not a curated record
AUGGCCGAUUCACAUACGGCACGCUUGUGCGUUGAGAUAAUUCACUCAAAUUUUGGUCCCCUUACGGCAAAAAUUGCCUCGGUGCUUCUCGUUCGUGGACGCCUACCACUGCCUCAAUUGACUCGCUUCACGGCUCUCAGACCACGUACGGUUCGAGCUUGUAUUCUCGUUCUUGUGCAGCACAACAUAAUCUGGCAUGUCCUAUCGGACGAGGGCGAGAUGUUCGAAGUCAAUAUCGACGAAUGUCUUAUGCGCCUUAGAUUUGGGAAAUUCAUUUACAAGUCAGAGGAACUAUUCGGCAAGCCAGCGGCUGAGGUAGUGCAAGUCAUACUGGACCACGGAAAGCUAAAGAUGCCUGAUAUCAUGGCCCUGUUGGGAAUCUACGAUGGGAAAGGCAUCAUUGCCUACACUCAAGCCAUACAUAAACUGGUUUCAGGACAUUAUCUUAAACCCUCCACGACACUCUCCCAUAUAUCUCCCUGCGAUAAGCGCAUUCAAUAUGAGGCUGAAGAAAAGCGCAAAAUAUCUGGCUUUCCAACUGCAAAGGAACUUCGCCAAGCAAAGGAAGUCGCUGAAGCUCGUCUGAAGCGCGAAGAGGAAGAAGCUGAAAAAAUUGGUCUUAAACGCAAAGCAAAAGAUCAAUCGGGCCGCUCUGCAAAGCGUAAAGCCUCGGAGAGUGAGGAGAGCGUCGACGACGCAGUUUACUUCCGAGUGAACUACGAAAGGUUCAACGUUCACCUUCGCAAUGGAUUAAUCGUUGCCGCUGUCAAAGAACGUUUCAAUCAUCAAGCGGCUCUUGUCAUUCGAGCGGCAAUGAAAGUCACGGAACAGUCUCAACUCAGCGUUUCGGAGGUGCGAUCAGAGCCGAUCUCGGUGGCCAACAUUAUGACGCAACUUCCGGAGGACGAGGAUUUGGGGAAAGGCCUUGCACAUUCCUCCAAGAAGACCUCGAAUGCCACCUGCAUCAAGGAUUAUCUUGGGAUGCUCUCGUCAGCUGAUAACCCUACAGCAGCUGGGCGUGAAUCCUCUUUUGUUUCUUUCGGAACGUCGAAAGUUCAGGUUGAGUUUGAAGUUGUCGGGCGUCGCCUGCGGCGGCGUUUGGUGGAGUCUGUAGCUAGAGAGAAACACGGCGUGGAGGGUGUUCGCAUAUUGCGUCUGUUAUCAGAUACUGGGAAGAUGGACGAAAAACAGAUUUCGAAAAUCGUUAUGAUGGCACCCAAAGAUGUCCGUCCGCUCUUGGCCGCCCUCGCCUCUGAUUCAUUGAUCAGUACGCAAGAGGUGCCCAAGAGUGCUGAUAGGAACCCAACUCGUACAUUUUAUCUCUGGUAUGUUGACCACAACAAAGCCCAUUUAGCGAUCUUGGGAAACGUGUUCAAAACCCUAUACAAUAUCAGCAUGCGACGCCGGGCACAGAGAGAAGUCCCUGAAGUCGCUGCCGUGCUAGAAAAGUGUGAGAGGACGGAUGUAAGUCAGGAUGAAAGUUUGUUGACGAGGAUGGAGAAGGACAUCUUGAAGGAAUGGAAGGAGAAGCAACUCAAGCUAACAGGGCUUGAGGCGCGCGUAGAGGAAUCUGUAUUCGUAUUGAGAGACCUGCGCGUGUUAGCUUCCAACGAUAAUUAA